Molecule: messenger RNA, 1341 nt
Organism: Leishmania major strain Friedlin
Lineage: Eukaryota; Euglenozoa; Kinetoplastea; Trypanosomatida; Trypanosomatidae
Exons: 1
Coding region: 1-1341 (446 amino acids)
Source: RefSeq, a predicted model, not a curated record
AUGCUGCUGCAUCGGCGAGCCGCGCUGCUCCUGUGGGUGAGGGCGCGGCGCACGGCUGUCUUGGUCGGCUCCUCCUCGCUCUCUGCAACUGCUGAGGCGGCAGCCGCGUUCUCUUCCGCAACCACACCACCGCAGCGUAGAAACGUCGGUUCUGCGUCCGGCGCGGUGGACAGUCACGUGGCUGCCGUUCCUGCCGCGGGCGGCCCUGCUUCUGCUGCUGCUGCUGCUGGUGCUGCCCCUCAGUACCAUUCGCACGACACGCCGCUGCAAGAACAUCCGCGGCAGGCUGCCUACAGCAAGGGGGGCUACCCCUUGAUUGGGCGCCUCCGCACCUCUGGCCAUGGCUUGACCUUGGGGCGUGUGCAGGCGGCCCUAACUGUCUACGUGCUCGCUGCCUCCGUCGGCCUGCUCUACGUCUUGUACUACUUGACCACCGACACGUACGUGCUGACAACGAAUGUGUCGCCGUACCGCCACUCCCUCUUCUUCCACUUUCCGUGCGAUAUGGCGAUCCUUGAGAACAGACUGACACACAAGCGGCACACCGUCGAGGUGGUGCCGGCUGCAGGGGCGCCGCACCCCCUCGUUGACGACAACCGCGAAGUAGACCAUGCCGGGUUUGCUCGUCCCAAGCCGGCAGUCGUGGAGCGCCGGCUGCACAUCAACGCGGUGCUGCACCGCGUGUUCCUCUACCUGCAAAAGACAGAGUCUCUCGUCACGGUGGACGCGCAGGCGGAGAUGGCGCCGUACCGCUUCAUGGAUGGCGCGAACAGCCUGGGCAAGGCCUCUCGCGCAUCGGUGGGGUUCCUCCGAAAGGACCAGCUCUUGCCCGACAUCAACGACCACCGCGCGAGCACAGCGUCAUCGCAGAGACGGUGGUGGCAGUGGUGGGGUAGAGGGGCAAGCACGGCAGCAGCGCCGUUACCGCUGUCUGCCUCCGGCUCCAGCGCGUACGCCGCAACUGCGACAGAAGUGCCAGCGACCCCGACGGCGCCUACGAAGAUCCUGCUCAGGAGUAGCGUGCGUCUGCGCGACUCCAUGAACGGAUAUCAGAAGGGUCACAUCAGCACCUACGAGCAGCUCAUCCACCACCUCGCGCAGGAGAACAUCAAGCAGCGCUACUACGCCUACGUGCUGGCGAGAGGCAUGGCAAAGAGCAGCGGCCUGCGCAAGGCUUACGCAGAGCAGCUGAUCCGCAACGGUCUUAUAUCAGGCGACGGAGUGAAGUUGACGGAGCUGGUGCCGGAUGUGCAGCGGUUUGCUGAUGAGGUGUUUGCGCAGGUGCGGGAAAGGUUCGGCGACGACGUCAUCGUUUACGAGUACACCGCCACAAUGUGGUAG